Molecule: messenger RNA, 2835 nt
Organism: Vespa mandarinia (Asian giant hornet)
Lineage: Eukaryota; Metazoa; Arthropoda; Insecta; Hymenoptera; Vespidae
Biological process (GO): regulation of transcription by RNA polymerase II
Cellular component (GO): nucleus
Molecular function (GO): protein binding
Source: RefSeq, a predicted model, not a curated record
GAUUGAAAAAUCAAUUGAGAAAAAAAAACUAUCGUGCCAAUAUUCGCCGUUUCCUCCAGCCAUACCUGAGUACAAUAAUAGAUUUGGCUGGAACCUACAACCUGAUUAAAUAAAUAGUAUUGUCUGUCUCUGAGUGCACCGUCUAAGUGGCAGCCAAUUAUAUCUUAAUUCGUCGCAAGCAAAGAAGCAUGGAAGGACAACAGUUUUGUUUACGGUGGCAUAAUUUUCAAAAUACUCUAUUGAGUUCUUUGCCAAAGUUACUGGAUGGUGGGCAUUUAACAGAUGUUACUUUAAGUGCAGGAGGAAGACACAUUCAUGCUCAUAAAAUUAUACUUUCUGCUUGUAGUUAUUAUUUCAAAGAAUUAUUUAAGGACUUAAGCUCUUUACAGCAUCCAGUCAUCAUAUUACCAGGCAUGGAAUAUGGAAAUUUGUGUGCAUUAGUUACAUUUAUGUACAGUGGAGAAGUAAAUAUUUAUCAAGAGCAAUUACCUGCACUUUUAGCUAUGGCAAAUACUUUGCAUAUUCGUGGCUUAGCUGAUAUUGGUGGGAAAAAUCCAAGGCAUGAUAAUGGCUUAUGUGUUCAAUCUCCUGUGACGACUCAACCUCAAGAGAAAACAUUAAUUGAAGAAACGAUAAAGAAAGAAACUAAAGACUGCGUGACUGGAACAGAAUCAAUAGAAUCACUAUCAAUGCCUGAAGUUGCGCCUAAUUUAGAAGAAGAAUCUUAUAACGAACAAGAAAGUAUACCAUAUUGUGUAAAGACGACACCGUACUAUUCGAUAAAUGCAAAAUUAAAUCAGAGAGAAAAGGUACCUGGUCUUAUUAAUGCGUCAUCCAACAAAUACAUAGAGAAAGGAUAUACAGAUAAUGCAAUGGAUGAAACUGCUUCAGUAUCAGAAGAUAUGAACACAGUGCGAACAGACGUAAAACCACCUAUUUGGGAUUCAAACUUCAAAUUUCUUGGGUCAUCUGCAUCUAAUAGAACUUCACAUAUUUAUAAUAAAUCUAGUGUUACAUGUCACGUUUGUGGUAAACAAUUAAGUAAUCAAUACAAUUUACGAGUGCACAUGGAAACUCACAGUAACAGCUCAUACAGUUGCACAGCAUGCUCACACGUCUCACGGUCACGGGAUGCUUUAAGAAAACAUAUUUCGUAUAGACAUCCAGUAGCUACACCCCAAAAACGUUCACGGUACAACACUUCAAAACAAUAGAUUGUUAUCUCUUCACCAGAGACACCGAAUAAUAUACAUUUCCAUCUUAGAGGGGAAUUAUUUGUAAGUAUAGACCAAUUUGAGAAUGUUUUAUUAGUAAUAUUUUGAAAAUAAAUGAUAAAUUGUUAUCAUUUUUGUAGUAGUUAUGAUCUCUGCUUCAGGUUAAUGAAAGACAUUAAAUGUAUAAAAUAUAAAUAAUAUAGUUUUUCUCUCGUUAUAUCUGCAAUUUUACAGAUAAAGUGAAAUGUGUUCAGUCUAAUACAGAUUCCCCCGUUUUUAAAUUGUUAUUGUUGUCUUGUUACCGUUACCAUUUUAAUAAAGGAGAACAUUAUCAAUUAAUUUUAAUGCUUUUUUUUCUUUAUGAAAUUCAAACUCGUCUAGAAAUUGUACAAAGCUUGUAACAAAACGUUUAUACGUAUGCAUAUAAGAAAAUUGUUGAGAUAUAAUAUUUAGAUAUAUUAUCUAUAAUUAAUAAUAGUUUUAAGAAAAGAAAGUUUUUAUAUAAUACUCAUAUCUGGAUUAAAGAACUUUAAACGAGGAUUAAUUAUCUCAUUAGAUAGAAAUAAAUCACAUAAUAUACUCAUUUCCCGUGUUGUAUAUCAAGAAUCGUAUUUAAAAAUAAUAUACAUUAUGUUCAAGCUACUAAUUAAAUAAAUAAAAUACAUCCAAAGCUCAGCUUUUUCAAAAAACUUGUAUAAUACUUUAAAAAGAUAUUUAAAUUUUUUCUAUACGCCAUAUUUUAGUAUUACAGUCCUGACCAACUGAUAUCAAAGUUUCUUCAUCCAACCAAACUAAACGUGUAAUUUGACUUUGCGGAUGAGCAUCUGAAAAAUAAUAAGCUUCUUAAUUGCUUUUCUUCAAUUUAUAUGUACAUAAUUUGUUCAUGCUUUAAUUGCACAGAGUUGUUAGACGAUCUAAUUAAAUAGAUUUACUUUUUAUAAUCGUAUGCUUGGCUGGAUUGGAUACGCUCCAAAUAAUAAUUGUAGUGUCUAAACUUCCACUAGCAACCAUUUCCGAAUCACGUGACCAUGCAACACAAUUUACUCUUGCAUUAUGGAAACCCCAUUCUCUAUUGUGAGCAGGCUAUAAAAAUAAUACAAUGGCAAAUAAUCAAAUAUUUCGGGUUAUAAAUAAAUCUAAUGAAAUGUAAUAUACCUUAUACUCUGGAACAGCAUAAAGGACAACUUUUCGAUUUGCGUCACAGGCUACUAAAUAUUUAUUGUCAGGACUGUAUGCAACAUCAGUAACCGGACCUAAAUGUACUACUUCAGUCUUUUGAGUUAAUGUUGUUCCUACUAAUCCAUAAAUAUAAACCUGUAAAUCAGACCAAUAUAAAUUAUAUAACUUCUGCGUAUAUUGCAUCUAUAUUAUACAAGAUUCGGUCAUAUAUUGUGAAGUAACUAUUUUUAUAUUUACACACACACACACACACACACACAUAUAUAUAUACAUAUAUGUACGUAUACAUUUUGAACUAACUUUAUUGUCUGAUGCCGAUCCUAUAGCUACGUCCGCGUUAUCUUGAUUAAUUGACACACAUGACGGCUCAUAUUCGGUCGGUGUACUUGAAACUUUUCGACCAUCUUGUGUAACUAUUACCUAGGAAAAAAAAAAAAAAAAA